UUUAAGGACACAGAGGAGCAAAAUGGGGAGAAGAAAUGGUGAGAACUAUGGCACCAGCCUGCGUGUGUCAAACAUCUCUCAUGAGGUACAGCACAUGCUAUUGUCCUUGAGCGUUUGGGCAGCAGCUCCCGUUGUUCAAACCGAACCCCAUGGACUUGCUGCUGAGGUCCCUUGCUGCUGUCUCUUGGAGAACAGUUUGUCCUGUGCUUUUAACCCCUUGGCACAUUUGGAAUCCCAAAUGGGAAAUUUUUAUGUCUUGUAACAAAGAAAAAGUUAACCAGCUUCUCUCCAAGUCUGGAGACAUUUCUAAUGACAAUUGGAUUUUGUUUUAUUUUCCCUCACAUAUUUUGUGAAAAAUAUUAGUAAAGCAGGUGGAAUACCAAAAAUAACCAAUUCCCAACCUGUAAGGAAUUUGCAAUCUCGUUGGCUUCAUGUGUGGUUGACGGCCUUCUUCCAAUGGACAAACUUGGUUAUAUUCCUUUUUUGUAUGAUCUCCACAGCACCAUCCAGCAGCUCCCCUUUACCAUGUUAAUUUAAGAAUGUUUCUCUCCCUUGUUAUUUGAAACAGUAGUAUACCAGGUCACAGACAUAGCUGAGAGAAGCUUGAGCAUCUGUUGGAGACAUUUUAAAAAUACAAAUAACAGGGCCAUAUCCUCAUCCUACUAAAUUAGAAUUCAUAGUAUUUUUUUCAACUGUUAUUUUUUAAAAGCUCCCUAAGUAAUUCUCACAUAGAGAUGAGACUUCUAUUAUUUCAGAGAACAUAGAAUAAUUUACUAAUUUUAUUUUUCAAACACCACCAAACAAAGAUAAUCUACAGCCUGCCUCCCAAGAUUCAGCUCCCCUUCCUAUCAGGAAAUGAUCCUUGUGGAUCAGUUAAAUCCUCAAACGGUAUUUAAGCUUAAUUCUCCCUGUUCCUCCUUAGUGUGGGGAUGACACCUAACACUACCUAACAUCUUACUUGUAUAUUGCUUAGAGUUUAAUUUACAAAUGAUUUCCUCAUUUGAGACAGAAAAAAAACUGAGUUCAUUUCUAAAAACAUUACUUUAAAAAAUAAUCACCUCUUCCAGGAUAAAUUAUUACAAUCCUCUCCUACACAUCCCACAUUUUCCCCCCAUAGCACUCAGCACAAUGUCUGGAACAUAAACACUCAGUUGAUAUUUGUACAUUUUCUUACUCAUUUUUUGAGUAUUUCCUCAGUGUUUUCAACAUCUGAAGCCCAGAAUGAGUAGUGGGCUGGUCAUUGUUGAGUAUAAUGUGAGGAUUAGGAAUUUCUUUUGGUUGAUUUAUAGGCUUUCAGAUACAGAAACUGGUGAAUUUUACACAAUGAAGUGGACAUUAUAUUUUAAACUCAAUUUUGAAAACCCGUGUGCCAUUAUUUUUAAGAAAGUGAGAGUGAAACCAUAAGUUAUUGUAAAAGCCUUUCCAUUUCCUGACUAAUAAGUGUUAUCAAGCUGAUAAUAACUUGAUAAGAGAACAUUGAUACUCCUCAAAUAUGCUGGUAGUACCCUUAUAGGUGGCAGAGGGGUCAUGAAACUUUGUGCCUUUUGUCACACUCUACCCAAAGGACAUGUCAAAUGAUGUACUUGAGCUUUUUAAAAUUUUCUUAACAUUAAGUUUAUCCUAAAACAAAUAUUGUUGUAGAAUUUAUCUCACUGGAAUUUGGAUUCAGAAGUACCUGUUCCUGAGAAUAAAAACCUCCCACCUGGAAGGGAUAGUGCAGCAGGUGAACCAUUUGGAAAUUCCAGUAGAGCAACUGAUGCUAGAACUUAAUUUGUCAGAGCAUGCUCACAAAAGAACACAGAAUAGUAAACAAAGGACAUUUCAGUUAUGGAGUUAUCCUCUUAAAGAAGGAAGUAUCAUGGACAACAGGGAUUUCAAAAAACCUUCAAUGGAAAUUGGCUUUAAUACAACCAACAAUCCCAUAAGGCUCUUCACUCUGAACCACUCACUAACAAGUGCUCCAGCUGAUAAGCAAGUUGGUUCUUACUCUGAACUGCUGACGCCAUUAGGUCUCUGCUGGCCCUAUGCUGAUGGAGAUUUUUUUAAGGACAGAAAUGACUCUCUUAAUAAUUUAUGUUCAACUGUAGAAAACAAGAAUGGUGAAACUUUAUCUGCUCCAACUUGGAAUUUGAAAUAUAGGAACAGCAGUGUAGAAGAAAAUUUAACAGAUGAAAGUGAUUUAUCAGAAAAUGAAAAAGCAAAUGAUACUUUACUCAGCUGUUUUAAAAAGAUGGACCUGAACUUAAAGCCAGAAACAAUAGAAAAUGUUGAAGAAUCUUUCACAGAAGAACCAAGUGAAGUAUUUCCAUAUCCUGAUUUUCUCCCUCCUCCUUUCAAUACUCUGGACUUGCACAAAUUAGCCCUCUCAAAAUCUGAAAAUUGGAAAGCAACAGUGGAAUCUCCAGAAAGCUGUAUUGAACCUUUGAUAACUCGUUUAUUAGAAAUGGAACGAUUACAACAUACUACUAUACAAAAAGAGAGGCCAAGAUUACAAACUACCUUCUGUACUCCAGCAGUUAGUGAACGACCCUUUUCCUCUAAAACUAUACCCAAAACGAGACAGCCAAAACUUUCUGACUCUGUAAGUCUUCAGACAACUUGUGUAGAUAAAACUAGAGAAAAAAGGAAAAAGAAUUCUGCUUCUUGCAAGCUUGAACAAAAUGCUUCACAAUGGAAUUGGAGCAGUGCUGGCAAAUAUAAAUGGAAUUCUAGACCACCAUCGCUAAAAAGUUCAUCCACAACAAAACAAUUGGUGGCAACUUAUGAUGACUUUAAAAAUCCCCAAAGCUCCAUUUUAAAUCCAUGCCAAGAACUCUCAACCAAUGCUACUACUGCCCAGUCAACUCAAUCACUGGUUAAAGUGGUCUCAACAAGACCCUGUCUGCCACCAAGGUCUCUAAUACCAGUUUCACCUAUACCUCUGUCUUUUUCUGAAAAUCAGAGGGAAGAAAUGAGGGCACCAAGGACCAAAAAGAAACUUUACCGAAAACAUAUAGCAUUGAACAGGCCAUUCUAUAUUCAGAAUCUAAACUGUCUAUCACCUUCAUUUAGAGCUAAGGGUAAGUGCUCACCCAUUGAGCAAAAAUAACAUUUCCCCCCAUACAUCUCUAUAUGAGCAAAUCUUUCAAGAAGCCCAGCUAAAAUAUGAUUCAUCAUUUCGAGAUGCAGGUAUUAAACACACACACUACUUGAUGUGAUAUGGAGCAGAACCUGUGGAAAUCACUGCUGGGAUUGGUGACGUAUCAACCCAAGGUGACAUAUUGGAAAAUCUUUUGCAUGUUGUUUCAAAAUGUUUCGCUUAGUAAACUAUUCUACUCAAAAGAUUGUUCUUUUGUUGUAAUUGUUUCCCAGUAUAAUUCCAUCAAUAAAUUGCAUAAUUGACUU
Myotis brandtii (Brandt's bat) is the source of this 3384-nucleotide messenger RNA. It is a transcript of the gene FAM217A, whose product is annotated as family with sequence similarity 217, member A. NCBI's taxonomy places the organism in Eukaryota, Metazoa, Chordata, Mammalia, Chiroptera, Vespertilionidae. The transcript has 4 exons. Bases 1757 to 3088 code for a protein of 443 amino acids. The record is from RefSeq and is a predicted model, not a curated record.